Molecule: messenger RNA, 753 nt
Organism: Rhizopus microsporus ATCC 52813
Lineage: Eukaryota; Fungi; Mucoromycota; Mucoromycetes; Mucorales; Rhizopodaceae
Exons: 6
Coding region: 1-753 (250 amino acids)
Source: RefSeq, a predicted model, not a curated record
AUGUCAAUCAUCAAUACAAGCACAGAGUAUUAUAAAGUUCAACCACGCUCUUCUUCAGAAAGAGAUAAUAGCCAUCUACUUCAAUCAGCGUUAAAAGCAGCGUCAAAUGAUAUGGCUCAUAGAUUAUUAAACUAUGCUUCAUUGGAUAAGAUGGACUGUGAGGCUAGUUGUAUUCUGAUUGCAUUAGCUAACCAUCAAGAAAAUCAAGCGACUGGAUUGAAACAGGAAGAGCAAGACAGCCAGAGUACAAUGAAUAAUGAAUGGAAAAGAAAGCUUGAUGAAGACAAGACGAUCGUGGUCUUACCACAAAAGAGACAAGCUGCAAAAGCUACUGUAGUCGUACAACCAAAUCAUUCAUUGAAAAAUGACCCAAUAAUGCUUUUGAUGGCUGCAGCAGAAGUAGUAGAAAGAAAGAAGAGAAAAGUAUCAAAACAUAAGCAACAUGGCUUCUCAAGGCAAUAUCAUUCAAUGAAACAAAAUCCAAAGAUAAAGCAAAAUGCUUUACAUGCUUACAUUACUUAUAUGAUCUAUAACGAUUUAGCUCAUAGAUCUCCUUCAAAAUACCCCAAUAAUAAAAAGAUCCCUUGGUAUUCCUCUCCUCCUGCCCCUGCCUCUCAUCCUUCCUUGCAAGACAAAAAAACAUCCCCCAUCAUUUCACGCCCAUUGACAGCUUUCCUUUGGAAUGACACAGCCAUGAUAGAGAAAAAAAAUGUCAUGAUUUUACCUCCUAUUGGCUCAAAAAAUUCACAGUAA